This is a messenger RNA of Microcebus murinus (gray mouse lemur), 1428 nucleotides long. It is a transcript of the gene LIPF, whose product is annotated as lipase F, gastric type. Lineage: Eukaryota; Metazoa; Chordata; Mammalia; Primates; Cheirogaleidae. The record is from RefSeq and is a predicted model, not a curated record. Gene Ontology annotation, molecular function: hydrolase activity, acting on ester bonds.
GGUAAAAUUGGCACAAAAUAUGAGUAUUCUGAAGGUAUAAUGGGUUAACCAUGGCAUGGGUUAUUCUUUCGUUUCAGGAGGGCCCAAAAUGUGGUUGCUUUUAACAGUGGCAAGUUUGAUAUCUGCACUUGGAACUACACAUGGUUUAUUUGGAAAAUUAAACCCUGAAAGCCCUGAAGUGAAUAUGAAUAUUAGUCAGAUGAUUUCUUAUUGGGGAUAUCCAAAUGAAGAAUACAAUGUUGUGACUGAAGAUGGCUAUAUCCUUGGGAUCUACAGAAUUCCUUAUGGGAAGAAAAAUUCAGGGAAUAAAGGCCAAAGACCCGUUGUGUUUCUGCAGCAUGGUUUGCUCACAUCGGCUACAAACUGGAUUUCAAACCUGCCCAACAACAGCUUGGGCUUCAUUCUGGCAGACGCUGGUUAUGACGUGUGGCUGGGAAAUAGCAGAGGAAAUACCUGGGCCAGGAGAAAUCUGUACUAUUCACCAGACUCAGUUGAAUUCUGGGCUUUCAGCUUUGAUGAAAUGGCUAAAUAUGACCUUCCAGCCACAAUAGACUUCAUCGUAAAAAAAACUGGACAGAAGAAGCUACACUAUGUUGGCCAUUCUCAGGGCACCACCAUUGGUUUUAUUGCCUUCUCUACCAAUCCCACGCUGGCUGAAAAAAUCGAAACCUUUUACGCGUUAGCUCCAGUUGCCACUGUAAAGUAUACAAAAACCCUUUUAAACAAACUUGAGCUUAUUCCUCCAUUCCUCUUCAAGAUCAUAUUUGGUGACAAAAUAUUCUACCCACACAACUUCUUUGAUCAAUUUCUUGCUACUGAGGUGUGCUCCCGUCAGACACUGAAUCUCCUUUGCAGCAACGCCUUAUUUAUCAUUUGUGGAUUUGACCACAAAAACUUGAAUACGAGUCGCUUGGACGUGUAUAUAUCACAUAAUCCAGCAGGAACUUCUGUUCAAAACGUUCUCCACUGGUCACAGGCAGUUAAAUCUGGAAAAUUCCAAGCUUUUAACUGGGGGAGCCCAGUUCUGAACAAGAUGCACUAUAAUCAGCCCACACCUCCCUACUACAAUGUGACAGCCAUGAACGUGCCCAUUGCGGUGUGGAGCGGCGGUAAUGACUGGUUGGCUGACCCUCAGGAUGUUGGCAUGUUGCUUCCCAAACUCCCAAAUCUUAUUUACCACAAGGAGAUAUCUUUUUACAAUCACUUGGAUUUUAUCUGGGCAAUGGAUGCCCCUCAAGAAGUUUACAGUGAAAUUGUUUCUAUGUUGGCAGAAGGCAAAAAGUAGAUUUUUUUAAACCUGGAUUUAAAGAAUUAUCCAUUUAUUUUUCCAAAGUACCCUCUUCUCUCAUAUGUAGUUUUCUGUAGUGUUUAACACUUAGUGCUUCUUUCUGUAAUUUUGACUUUAGAAAUAAACUGGCAUCAAUAAAC